Acaromyces ingoldii is the source of this 1342-nucleotide messenger RNA. RefSeq names its product NAD(P)-binding protein. Bases 190 to 1137 code for a protein of 315 amino acids. The transcript is spliced from 2 exons. The record is from RefSeq and is a predicted model, not a curated record. NCBI's taxonomy places the organism in Eukaryota, Fungi, Basidiomycota, Exobasidiomycetes, Exobasidiales, Cryptobasidiaceae.
CCGUCGGCAGCCCUUUCGACGUCGGCCCCCACGCCGACUUUGACCCCACUGGUGGUGGAGGUCGGCCGUCUGAUGACAUGAGCAGCAUUGCUCUUCGCACCACCGCCACCGUAUCAUCACCACCACCACUACUACCAACAACUCGAACUUCAGCACGUUACCGCGGCAACAAGAGGUCUGUUAUACAUCAUGUCGACCGUCCCACACAUUAAUGCGGCUCGGGGUCUGGCGCUCGGCGAAGCUCCCCGAGGCGAAAGAAAGCCCAGGGUCGUAGUGACAGGCGGAAGCGGAAAGCUGGGACGAGCGACGAUAAGCCAUCUGUCCAGCCAGGGCUGGGAGGUCAUCAACUUCGACAUGCGAAGGCCUCCCACAGCGAGCGAGGACGGCAAAUCGGGCUUGGGUGGCGCCUACCGGCUCGUCGAAAUCGACCUGUCCAACAUGGGCUCCGUUCUUGAGGCUCUCUUGGAGGUCGACAUGGCCUACAAGGGCAUCGAUGCCAUUGUGCACCUGGCCGCCAUGCCUUCGCCCGGCCAAUCGUCCUCGUCGCUGCAAUUCAACACAAACGUGUCGAGCACGUACAACAUCCUCGAGGCUGCCCGCAAACUUAACAUCACCAACCUCGUGCUGGCCUCGAGCGAGACACUGAUCGGCAUCCCCCUCAAUCCAACUCCGCCGGCGCGGCUGCCCAUCACGGAAGAGUCGCCACGGCGGCCAGAGAGUGCCUACAGCCUCAGCAAACUCGUCGGCGAGGUGCUUGCCGACGAGUAUGCCCGAUGGCAGCCCGAUGCGAAGCUCAUCAGCCUUCGCUUCAGCAACGUCAUGCUCGAGUCCGAGUACGCUGGCUUCGAAGAAUGGCAAGACGACCCCAUGAAGCGCUUCUGGAAUUGCUGGGGCUACAUCGACGCCCGCGACGGUGCCCAGGCAAUCGAGCUGGCGCUCCAGUCGAAAAAGACGGGCCACCACGCCUACCUCGUCGCCAACAACAACACUUGCAUGCGCAAGUCCUCGGCGGAGCUCGCAAAGGCAGUGUUUCCCAAUGUCCCCCUCGACCCGCUUCCUUCGGCCAACGCCACUCUCCUCGACAAUUCAAAGGCAAAGAGGGAGCUCGGCUUCGAGCCGAAGCACGACUGGUCAUAGAAGAGUGAUGCUGAUCUCAAUGAGGCUACUAGAGCGUGUCGGUCGCAGGGAAGACAAGAAGAAAUGAAAGUGAAAAUUGAUACAGAUAAUGGUGACAGGUAUUCAUGAGUGAGAAAUUGUCCGCGGAUCAAGAGGCGCAUCUAGCCAGCCUCCUCAUCUUGAGAGGAAGCUUUGGGGAAGUCGCUAAUCUGAGGAGAGGCGAGCG